Messenger RNA from Diospyros lotus (date-plum), 2029 nucleotides. RefSeq names its product protein NUCLEAR FUSION DEFECTIVE 4-like. The coding region runs from base 120 to 1838 and encodes 572 amino acids. Gene Ontology annotation, cellular component: membrane. The record is from RefSeq and is a predicted model, not a curated record. NCBI's taxonomy places the organism in Eukaryota, Viridiplantae, Streptophyta, Magnoliopsida, Ericales, Ebenaceae. The transcript has 3 exons.
AGGCCACGUCGAGCAGGGGAAUUGGCAAACGAGAGUGCCGCUGCUGAAAAAACCAGUCAAACCACCAACAGGGCCGUGUCGUCGCCGGAAACUACAGCGGGUGGGAAGCGGCGAUUUGGAUGGCGGGGCAGUCGCGCAAGUGGAUGAUACUGGUGGCGACGAUAUGGAUCCAGGCCUUCACGGGGACGAACUUCGACUUCUCGGCGUACUCGUCGGAGAUGAAGGCGGUGUUGGGGAUAUCGCAGGUGCAGCUGAACUACCUGGCGGUGGCGUCCGACCUCGGAAAGGCCUUCGGAUGGUCCUCCGGCCUCGCCUCCCUGUGCCUCCCCUUGUGGGUCGUCACGUUCGUCGCCGCCUUCAUGGGCUUCUUCGGCUAUGGCCUCCAGUGGCUUCUCAUUCGCAACGUCAUCGCCUUGCCUUAUUUCCUGGUAUUUCUCCUGUGCUUGCUCGCUGGCUGCAGUAUUUGCUGGUUCAACACAGUCUGCUUCGUGUUGUGCAAUAAAAAUUUCCCAACCAAUCGACCUCUAGCCAUCUCUCUCACCGUCAGCUUCAAUGGCGUAAGUGCAGCAUUAUAUGCCUUGGCUGCUACAUCCAUCGAGCACUCAUCUCAUGCCAUCUAUCUUCUCCUUAACGCCAUCGUCCCCCUCAUAACCUCUUUUGUAGCUCUUGUCCCAAUUCUCCGCCAGCCCCCUCUGGAUCCCCUCCCUCCUGAUGCUGUUCGCCGCGAAUCCCUCAUCUUCCUCCUCCUCAAUUUCCUAGCCGUUGUCACUGGCAUCUAUCUGCUCCUCCUUAGUCCAACCGACUUGACAACUGCUCGCCUUCUCUUCAGCGGUGCCAUUUUCCUCCUCAUCCUCCCCUUGGGCAUCCCUGGCAUCGUCUAUGCUCGCGAUUGGGUAAGGAGAAACGUUCAUUCGAGCUUUCACCUUCAAGGGUCCGGCUUCCUUCUUGUUGAUGUGGAUGACCUUGAGCUCCACAAAGAGCUCAUCACCCGGGAGAAUAGCAGCUUAGGGACUGGAUCAGUUACUCAACUCGUGGAAGACCACAAUGGAUCCCCUUAUGCAGUAAGCCGGCAGAACACUGGAGUUAGUGACGGAUGUUGUGAUACAGUUAUAGAGAAAGAUCGGCUUUUAAUGCUGGGAGAAGAGCACAAGGCUCAGAUGCUAGUUCGUAGGCUCGAUUUUUGGCUAUACUAUGUUGCAUACUUCUGUGGAGGCACCAUUGGGCUAGUUUACAGUAACAAUCUUGGUCAGAUUGCGCAAUCUCUCGGGCAAGGUUCCAAUACCUCAACCCUCAUCACCCUGUAUUCAUCUUUCUCGUUCUUUGGCCGAUUGCUUUCUGCUGCCCCGGACUUCUUGCGUGUGAAGGUUUAUUUUGCAAGGACCGGGUGGAUGGCCAUCGCUCUUUUGCCAACGCCAAUUGCCUUCUUUCUGCUAGCUUCAUCGGGAAGUGCGAUUACACUGCAAGUAGGGACUGCGUUGAUCGGGUUGAGCUCUGGCUUCAUAUUUGCUGCUGCUGUUUCAGUGACAUCCGAGCUGUUCGGCCCUUACAGUGUCGGUGUCAACCACAACAUUCUCAUCACCAAUAUCCCAGUUGGAUCACUAGUCUACGGAGUCCUUGCUGCCCUAGUUUAUGAUGCCAAUGCAACUCCAAGCUUCGCCAGCAUUGUGGCUGACUCGCUGGUGUGCAUGGGCCGGAAAUGCUAUUUCUUAACAUUUGUGUGGUGGGGAUGCAUCUCUCUUCUCGGACUUGCUUCGAGUGUGCUGUUAUUCUUAAGAACUCGACCUGCCUACGAACGAUUUGAAAAGGAUAGGAGCCGGUUAUCUGCACAACUUUACUAACCGACUUAUCACCAAAGAGAGGAGAGUACUGCAAGAUCAAGUCCAAGCAAAUUAAGCAUAUAAUUCAUUACAUGGAAAUACAUAUUAUUCUUUUCGUUACUUUUAUCAUCUGUGUAUCAAGUUUUUUGCAAGAAAUGAAUCGUCAAAUAUCACUAUGCCUUUUACACAAGAAAUGAAGUUUUUGCCACUAA